GGCUCUGUUGGCAAUUUGCAGUAGCGUGGUGUAAGUUGUGACGUGUCGUCUUUGGCAAGAAAUUUAUUGAAAAAUUCAAUCAAUUUCAAUAAAACGGAUGAUUUUCUUAGAGUGAGAGUUGUUCUAUUAACUGUUAAAAAUGUUGACAAAGUUUGAGACCAAAUCAGCCCGCGUUAAGGGCCUUUCUUUUCAUCCAAAAAGGCCCUGGGUUCUUGCUAGCUUGCACAAUGGUGUUAUUCAGCUGUGGGACUAUCGCAUGUGCACCCUGUUGGAUAAAUUUGAUGAACACGAUGGUCCAGUGCGUGGAAUAUGUUUCCACAAUCAGCAGCCGUUGUUCGUGUCAGGUGGAGAUGAUUACAAGAUCAGAGUUUGGAAUUACAAGCAGCGCAGGUGCAUUUUUACUCUUAUGGGACACUUGGAUUAUAUCAGGACUACCAUGUUCCACCAUGAAUAUCCCUGGAUCCUGAGUGCAUCCGAUGAUCAGACCAUAAGGAUUUGGAACUGGCAGAGUAGGACCUGUAUCUGCGUCCUGACUGGUCACAAUCAUUAUGUCAUGUGCGCUCAAUUUCAUCCGUCUGAAGAUAUAAUAGUCUCAGCGUCCUUGGACCAGACGGUACGGGUUUGGGAUAUUUCUGGUCUGCGCAAGAAGAACGUUGCACCAGGUCCAGGUGGUCUUGAAGAUCAUCUUAAAAACCCUGGUGCCACUGACCUUUUUGGUCAGGCAGAUGCAGUUGUCAAGCAUGUCUUGGAGGGUCAUGAUAGGGGCGUUAAUUGGGCUUGUUUCCAUCCUACAUUACCACUGAUUGUGUCAGGUGCUGAUGAUCGUCAGAUAAAAAUGUGGCGGAUGAAUGACGCCAAGGCUUGGGAAGUUGACACUUGCCGUGGCCACUACAAUAACGUCUCUUGCGUUCUGUUUCAUCCGAGACAAGAUAUUAUACUGUCAAACUCUGAAGAUAAGAGCAUCCGGGUCUGGGACAUGACCAAGAGGACUUGCCUGCACACAUUCCGCAGGGAACAUGAGAGAUUCUGGGUCUUGGCCGCACAUCCUACAUUGAAUCUCUUUGCGGCUGGUCACGAUUCUGGAAUGAUUAUAUUCAAAUUGGAACGUGAGAGACCGGCUUACGCGAUCUAUGGGAAUCUACUGUACUAUGUCAAGGAUCGAUUUCUGCGCAAGCUUGAUUUCACCACCUCUAAGGAUACCUCAGUGAUGCAAAUCAGAGGAGGCGGGAAGACACCAGCCUACAGCAUGUCCUACAAUCAGGCUGAAAAUGCUGUACUCAUCUGCACGAGGUCAGCAUCCAAUAUAGAGAACAGUACUUACGACCUCUAUAUGAUCCCACGGGAUGGUGAUUCCAAUACUGAUCCAGAGACCAAGAGAGCCUCUGGUGUUACUGCCAUUUGGGUUGCUAGAAACCGGUUUGCCGUCCUCGAUAGAGCUUAUUCUCUGGUGAUAAAGAACCUUAAAAACGAGGUCACAAAGAAAGUUCAGAUUCCAAAUUGUGAUGAAAUCUUCUAUGCUGGAACUGGUAUGCUACUUCUAAGGGAUGCAGACCAGGUUACUUUGUUUGAUGUUCAGCAAAAGAGAACCUUAGCGGAAGUGAAGAUCUCCAAGUGCCGCUAUGUAGUUUGGGCCAAUGACAUGUCGCAUGUUGCGCUACUAGCUAAACACACAGUAAAUAUUUGUAAUCGUCGCUUGGAGUCACUAUGCUCGAUUCACGAAAAUACUAGGGUCAAGUCUGGUGCCUGGGAUGACUCUGGUGUGUUCAUCUACACUACGAGCAACCAUAUAAAGUACGCUAUAGAUAAUGGUGAUCAUGGUAUCAUUAGGACCUUGGAUCUGCCAAUCUACAUAACUAAAGUUAAGGGAAACCAGGUUUACUGUCUUGAUCGCGAGUGUCGACCCAGGAUUUUGAGAAUUGAUCCCACCGAGUACAAAUUUAAAUUGGCGCUUAUCAACCGGAAGUACGAGGAAGUGUUGCACAUGGUGCGCAGCGCCAACUUGGUGGGGCAAUCCAUCAUUGCUUAUCUACAGCAGAAAGGAUAUCCAGAGGUAGCGCUGCACUUUGUCAAAGAUGAGAAAACGAAAUUUGGACUCGCUCUGGAGUGUGGUAAUAUCGAGGUAGCUUUAGAAGCUGCGCGUACCCUGGAUCAGAAAGCUUGUUGGGAGAGUCUGGCACAGGCAGCUCUUCUGCAGGGAAAUCACCAGGUUGUCGAGAUGUGUUACCAGAGAACAAAGAACUUUGAAAAAUUGGCAUUCCUUUAUCUUAUCACUGGAAACUUGGAUAAGCUGAAGAAGAUGACGAAGAUUGCUGAGAUACGAAAGGAUGUAUCUGGGCAGUACCAGGGAAGUCUACUUCUGGGAGAUAUCUAUGAACGCGCCAGGAUUCUCAAGAACUCUGGUCAGACAUCCUUAGCCUACGUAACCGAGAAGAUCCAUGGAAUAUGCAACGAGGAUGAUGAUUCUUUGUACGAGUCGAUGGGCGAAGAACUCUCAGAGAUGGUGGAUGGCGCCACGCAUCUGCGACCACCAAUUCCUGUUCAGCAAGUAGAGAUUAACUGGCCUCUACUGACAGUAUCCAAAGGAUUCUUCGAGGGAGCUAUGAUGUCUCGUGGCAAGAGUCAGGUAGCAGCUGCACUGGCACCAGAGGAGGACACAGGUCCAGUCGAAGGCUGGGGCAACGAUGACGAGUUGGGAAUUGACGACGAGGAAGGCAAUGAGGCAGGACCACCUGGUGCGGACGGUGAAGAGACUGCAGGAUGGGACGUAGAGGACCUGGAUUUGCCACCGGAAUUGGAAAAUGUGGUGGCCCCAACAGAAGAUGGUUACUACUCGCCACCCACUAAGGGAAUCCCACCCUCUCAACACUGGAUGAAUAAUUCCCAACUGGCUGUGGAUCACAUACUCGCUGGAUCAUUCGAAUCUGCAUUCCGGUUGUUGAAUGAUCAAGUCGGAGUCAUUGAAUUUGAAGCUUAUCAGACUCUAUUCUUGUCGACCUUUGCUAGGGCGCGUACUUCCUUUGCAUCCUUACCUAGUAUUCCUUCACUUUAUGCAUAUCCACAGAGAAAUUGGAAGGAAGCCACUCCAAAGAAUGGUCUACCUGCUGUCGGAUUGAGACUCUCCGAUCUAGUUCAGAGACUCCAGGUGUGCUACCAGUUAACGACGGGUGGUAAAUUCGUGGAAGCCAUUGAGAAACUUCAAGCAAUACUUCUUAGUGUGCCAUUGUUGGUUGUUGACACUCGACAAGACAUUGCAGAGGCUCAGCAACUUAUACAGAUCUGCAGAGAGUACAUUUUAGGUUUAAAGAUGGAGACUGACAGAAAAAAUCUGCCUAAAGCAACAUUGGCAGAACAAAAAAGAAUCUGUGAAAUGGCUGCAUACUUUACACACUGCAAUCUUCAACCAGUUCAUCAAAUUCUCACAUUGAGGACAGCAGUUAACAUGUUUUUUAAGCUGAAAAAUUACAAAACCGCAGCUUCCUUUGCUAGAAGAUUACUGGAGUUGGGACCUAGAGCAGAGGUUGCUCAGCAGGUUCGAAAGAUUUUACAGGCGUGCGAUAAGAGUCCUGUCGAUGAACAUCAAUUGCUAUACGACGAACAUAAUCCGUUCUCAUUAUGUGCCGGAACAUAUACUCCAAUUUACAGAGGUAAACCAGAAGUGAAGUGUCCACUCUGCGGUGCCAGCUACCAGCCCCAAUUUAAAGAAUCAAUUUGUAAAGUAUGCGAAGUGGCUCAAGUCGGCAAAGAAUGCAUUGGACUGAGAAUAAGUUCCUUGCAAUUCCGGUAAUUCCAUAACACUACAGAGUGAAAAAAAAAUCGAAUAAAAGUACAGACAAAUGUCGCGAAAGUGAAUGUUUUACGCAGUAUUGACUGUUUUAAAGAUAAUAGGGUAUUUUGAAAAUAUCAAUAGACAAUUUCUAUUAAAUAUAAUAGUAUGUGAAAAGAAAAAAAUCAAUAGAAAUUGUAAUACUUUUAUCACCCAUAUUAAUGUUCCAAAGUGGUAUAUAAAGCCUUAUAAGGGUUAUAAUUUUCAAAUAUACAAUUUCUUAUAUACGAAA
Messenger RNA from Cephus cinctus (wheat stem sawfly), 4055 nucleotides. It is a transcript of the gene alphaCOP, whose product is annotated as coatomer subunit alpha. Gene Ontology annotation, biological process: endoplasmic reticulum to Golgi vesicle-mediated transport; retrograde vesicle-mediated transport, Golgi to endoplasmic reticulum; intra-Golgi vesicle-mediated transport. Bases 140 to 3784 code for a protein of 1214 amino acids. Gene Ontology annotation, molecular function: structural molecule activity; protein binding. The transcript has 5 exons. Gene Ontology annotation, cellular component: COPI vesicle coat. The record is from RefSeq and is a predicted model, not a curated record. NCBI's taxonomy places the organism in Eukaryota, Metazoa, Arthropoda, Insecta, Hymenoptera, Cephidae.